UCCGGUCAAUAUAUUUCAUAAAUAUCUCUGUCUCUCUUUGCCAACCAUUCUUAUUCAUAGUUAUCACACAACCCAAAAAAAAAAACUCCUAAACAAGAAAGAGAAAGUAAGAAGAAGAGAUUAAUUUUAUCAUUAUUCUAUUACCAAAGCAUUUUGACUUUUUGUGACAAAGAGAUUUGAAGAAAGAGAUAUGAGGAACGAAGCGGGUGGUAUCAUGGUCGUUGAUCUCCAAACCGAUCCAUAUAACAACAACAAUCACCAUCGCCACGAAAUUACCGACAAUAAUGGCCACAAACCGAGGCCUAAAUUUGGCGACUUCUUGAAAGCUGACCACGACGGAAUAUUUCCUCCCGUGGUGGAUCCCAUCAUCACUAACACCAACCUAACUCACCAACGGUUUAGCAGCGUCUCGACCAUGAGCAGCGGUCCAACAAGCGGAGACGACAGUUCACCUUGCGUGAUGUCCCCUUGGGCCCGUGUCUCGCCACCUUGGGCUACGGAUUUCAACGAAGACAAUGCCCUCGAGACCAAUGGUCUCAUUGGGUCCAUAGUACGUGAAGAAGGUCAUAUAUACUCGCUAGCCGCUUCUGGCGACCUUCUCUACACGGGCUCGGACUCCAAGAACAUUAGGGUUUGGAAGAAUCUAAAGGACUACGCGGGGUUUAAAGCGAGUAGCGGGCUCAUCAAGGCUAUCGUGAUAUUCGGAGUGGACCGGGUCUUCACCGGUCAUCAAGACGGUAAGAUCCGGAUUUGGAAAGUUUCGAAGAGGAAACCGGGAAAGCACAAACGCGUUGGAACGUUGCCGACGUUUAAAUCGCUGGUGAAGAGCUCCGUAAACCCUAAGCAUUACCGCGGUACAAACUCGGUGAAAACGAAGCACCACGACGCCGUUUCGAGUCUUAGCAUGGACGCUGAGGUCGGUUUGUUGUACUCCAGCUCUUGGGAUAGGACGAUCAAGGUGUGGAGAGUGUCGGAUUCCAAGUGUUUGGAGUCGAUACAAGCGCACGAGGACGCGAUAAACUCGGUCAUGACCGGUGGUUUCGAUGACUUGGUGUUCACGGGAUCUGCGGACGGUACGGUGAAAGUGUGGAAACGUGAGAUGCAAGUCAAAACGAGGCAUGCGUUGGUUCAGGUUUUGCUCAAGCAAGAGAACGCGGUCACGGCGUUGGCGGUUAAACCGAAAUCUUCGAUGGUUUAUUCCGGUUCAUCGGACGGGGUAGUGAACUAUUGGCAGCGUUCGAAGCGUGUAUUCGUCGGUGGGAUGCUCAAAGGGCACAACUCGGCUGUGUUGUGUCUCGCUGUGGCGGGGAACUUGUUGUUGAGUGGUUCUGCCGACAAGAACAUAUGUGUCUGGAGGAGGGAUCCUGCGGAUGGAUCUCAUGAGUGUCUGUCUGUUUUGACGGGACACAUGGGACCGGUCAAGUGUCUAGCCGUGGAGGAGGAACGAGCUUGCCGCGGUAAAGAAGCGAAAGCGUCAAUGGAGGAGGGAGAGCGGAAGUGGAUUAUAUACAGCGGGAGUUUGGACAAGUCGGUGAAAGUGUGGCGCGUGUCGGAGAAGGUGGCGACGUGGAGGGAGAUGGAAGAAGAGCCAGCAGCAUCUUCCGGGUGGAAGCGCUCUCCUUCUUUGCACGACGAAGAGAGUUGCGCGUGGGGUUCACGUGGUUUGGGUAAAUAAAAAAGGAGUGGUGGUAGGAGAGGAGCAUAGUGUGAUUAUUUACGAAAAUGUGGCGUCAUCGAUCAGUUCACGAUGACCGACCGUGUCUUCACGACGGGAAGGAGCCGAAGGAUUGUUUUCAGUUUCAUGACCAAAGUCAGUCAACGAAGAGAUUUGUGCCAAAGUCAGCUACAGAGUGAGUCAAAUGUGGGCUUAAUGGUUUUCACGUAGUGAUGAGUUUUGCUUCUUCUUUUUUGGUUCUAAAUAGAAAAAAAAAAACUCGAAAACGAAAUUGUA
This is a messenger RNA of Raphanus sativus (radish), 1951 nucleotides long. RefSeq names its product protein JINGUBANG-like. Lineage: Eukaryota; Viridiplantae; Streptophyta; Magnoliopsida; Brassicales; Brassicaceae. The coding region runs from base 191 to 1675 and encodes 494 amino acids. Gene Ontology annotation, molecular function: protein binding. The transcript has a single exon. The record is from RefSeq and is a predicted model, not a curated record.